GUUUGAUGUUGUUAUGAUCUACGAAGUGCGCAAUAAGGAAGUCAGUAACACGGGAAAUCAUUUGUAGACUACAGAAAUACUCAAACCGGACAGGAGGGACAUCAUGUCUGUGUCCAUGACCAAAAGCGAGGGGGUGACGGUGAUGACCAUGACCUCUGACCCUGAAAGCGCUUGUCCGCCGCUGUGUCAGAUCCUGAAGGCACUCUGCUACAGCCCGGUGUGCUGCAACGUGUCCCAGAAACUACGCUCAGUCCUGGGGACCUCCCACUCAGCUCUAGGGGCGAUGCAGGUGAUGGUGGGCCUGAUGAACAUCGGACUUGGACUCGUCCUCUGUCCCGACUGGACGUUCUCCUACCAGAUACGGCGCGCCAGUUACUUCCCCUUCUGGAUGGGCUCCCUGUUCAUCGUGUUUGGCUUCCUGUGCAUCCUGUCUGAGAAGUUUCCCAGUCUUUGUUUGGUGGUGUCCAGUGUGACUGCUCAACUGUCUGGAGUAGGGCUCUCCAUCACAGCCGUGGUGCUGUACUCCAUCAACCUGGCUUUGGUGCGCGUGGAUUGGCUCUGCAAUGAUUACCACUACAACUACUACCGUAGGGAGAGCACGGGUACCCCUAUCGACAACAGCUCAGAUAUGGAGAAAUGUCUUGAGGGCCUCAGCAUCAUCAAGGCGAUUCUACGCGGAGUCAACGGUCUACUGAUCAUUCUCUCAGUUCUCCAGCUCUGUCUUUCCAUCUCCUGCGUCGUCCUGGGAAUCAAAGCCAUAAAAAAGGGCUUCAAGAAGGAGAAAAAGAGUGAAGACAUCGAACACUACACACCUCUCCUGACUGAGAAGCCUGCCUACUGAGGCUGUGAGGCCAACGUUGGUACUGCAGCCAGGGGCAAUGCUACAUAAUAUGUUAUCAUCCUAUAUUAAAUACAGGUAACUAAUUAAAUACAGAGAGCAUGUCAAAGCUUUUAAUUCUAUAUGAAAUACAUAAGGGAUAAUGUAUACAACGAUGGUCAUUAUCGGGAAAAUAAGCACUGACAGGGCGAACAGGACACCGACGCGAAGCGGAGGUGUCUUGCUUCAGGGGUUUAUAGCUGAAGGGGCUUAUUUUCGAUAAUGACCAGCGACGUUCUAUACCUUAUCGCGCUUAUUAGGAGGCUACUUGCCAAAACCAAAAAAUAACUGCACACGGUGUGAAAAUAAAUUCAUGUACAAUACAUAUAUUUGUAUUUUAUGACAAUAUGAUAUGAUAAUGAUAAUAAAUUUGAAU
Messenger RNA from Gadus chalcogrammus (walleye pollock), 1253 nucleotides. RefSeq names its product high affinity immunoglobulin epsilon receptor subunit beta-like. Bases 104 to 841 code for a protein of 245 amino acids. Gene Ontology annotation, cellular component: membrane. Lineage: Eukaryota; Metazoa; Chordata; Actinopteri; Gadiformes; Gadidae. The transcript is spliced from 7 exons. The record is from RefSeq and is a predicted model, not a curated record.